Messenger RNA from Anguilla anguilla (European eel), 6001 nucleotides. It is a transcript of the gene tmem259, whose product is annotated as transmembrane protein 259. NCBI's taxonomy places the organism in Eukaryota, Metazoa, Chordata, Actinopteri, Anguilliformes, Anguillidae. The coding region runs from base 1154 to 3283 and encodes 709 amino acids. The record is from RefSeq and is a predicted model, not a curated record. Gene Ontology annotation, cellular component: endoplasmic reticulum. The transcript is spliced from 11 exons. Gene Ontology annotation, biological process: positive regulation of ERAD pathway; response to endoplasmic reticulum stress.
GUAGGAGUACCACUUCCCACUGGCUGAAUGCAGUGGUUGGGAACAGUAGCGGUUUGGAUCAGUUUGAAUUUGGGCCAUUUUUUGAGUGUCAGUGCAGUGCAGUGAUUAACGAUUUGACAGUGACAGCAAAAGCUCCUUUGCAGAUUACUCCUUCAACACGGACUUCAUAGUCAUAAUGACAUCCAGCCUAUUGAGGGCGCUCACCGUAGAUUGAAUGAAAUCAUCUGAAAGUCUGGCAUUUCUUGUCUUACACGGUGUUUUUCGUGGUGGUGAGAGAUGAGUAGCUGACAAAAUGGCUGUAGGCACAGGACUGGGCAAAACUAGGAGUAUAAGAGAGGAUUCCUAGGCAGCGAAAAAAAAUCGGGAAAACGUUAUUUACUUAACGAAAAAUUGAGAUAGUUGUACCGUAACAACAAAUGUGGGUCGAUACUAAGUUAGCUAACGAAUGAAAAAGGGUAGAGGCAGAAUACGGGUCUUAUGAUCGAAACAGAACGUCAUAGCUAGCUGGUUGGCUAGUCUGCUACCAUUGCUAGCCAACACAAUCGAAUAUUGCCGGCUACUUGGCUUGAUAAUUGAGAAAAAUUGUUAAAUACGCUAGACAGCUAGUUAACGUUGGCUAACAAGUACAAACCUAGCGCUCGCCAUUUUUGUUCUGUUUUACGUAGGUUCUCCUAAAUAUGCUUCACCGUUGCAUCGUUUGUACAUCUUGUUAGCUAGCUCUGACAUGUUAAAUUGCAGGGAGGAUAUAUAAGCCAGUUAUUUAACAGGCCACAAUUUUGCUAGUUAGUUAGCUAGACAGGUAUUUGAGCAGGUAUUUGGUAAAGCUCAGAUACAAUCACAUGUCGUCUUGCCAAACAGAGUUUAAAUGAAUAGAGCGUAGUAACGAGGAACCCAUCUAGUGUUAAGGCUAGCUAUCUCAGAAAUUAUCAGAGGGUAACGUUAGCUAGCCAGCUUUACCUAGCUUGAAAACUUACUCUAUUUUCUCGUAAAUUAGUACUUGUUUUUACUUGAAAACAGGGCUCUUCUCACAUUAGUCCGGCCAAAAUGGUCACCUUUGAUUGUUUUAUUUAGUUAGUCAUUCUUGUACAUUUGUCUGCUGACCGCUGCCUUGUGAUUCACGUGAAAUUGGUGUCCAUAGGACAGAAGUCAGAAAAUGUCAGAAAAUCAGGGUAACGUGAACAACAACCCCCUCAAUAACAAUGGCGGGACGAACAGAAUACGGAACCCCAAUAUCAACCAAAACCCGCUCAUCAAUGUGCGGGACCGGCUUUUUCACGCUCUCUUCUUUAAGAUGGCUGUAACAUACGCCAGGUUGUUCCCACCAUCUUUCAGAAGAAUCUUCGAGUUCGUUGUACUAUUAAAGGCCCUGUUUGUGCUCUUCAUCCUGGCCUACAUCCACAUCGCCUUCUCCCGCUCGCCCAUCAACUGCCUGGAGCACGUGCGGGAGAAGUGGCCCCGCGACGGCAUCCUGAGGGUGGAGAUCCAGCGCAACUCCAGCCGGGCGCCCAUCUUCCUGCAGUUCUACGAGACGGAGGGCUUCCAGGGCCUGGUGAAGGAGCCCGAGGGGGAGCCGGGCGCGCUGGCCUCGCUGCACCAGGAGGAGGAAGAGGAGGAGGAGGAGAUGACCCUGGAGAUGUUCGACAACAGCUCAGUGCAGUUUGAGCUGGACAUCGAGCCCCGGCUGAAGCCCUCCUUGAGCAGCAGCGGGCCGGGGGUGGGCCUCAACGAGACGCAGGACCUCUCCUUCAGCCAGGCGUCCACUAAAGGUAUGCAGCCGCUGAGGGAGACAGUCUCCGAGCUUGAGAUGCUAACCCGAGCAGUAUGGCCUCAGGAGGAGUACAUAGUGGAGUAUUCACUGGAGUACGGCUUCCUGCGCCUAUCCCAGAAUACACGGCAGCGUCUCAACAUCCCCGUCAUGGUGGUCACACUAGACCCAAUGAAGGACCAGUGCUUUGGCGACGGGUUCAGCCGCUUCCUGUUGGAUGAGUUCCUGGGCUAUGAUGACAUCCUCAUGUCCAGUGUGAAGGCCUUGGCGGAGAACGAGGAAAACAAAGGUUUCCUGAGGAACGUGGUUUCUGGGGAACAUUACCGCUUCGUCAGCAUGUGGAUGGCGCGCACGUCCUACCUCGCUGCCUUCGUCAUCAUGGUCAUAUUUACCCUGUCCGUUUCCAUGCUGCUGCGCUACUCUCACCAUCAGAUCUUCGUCUUCAUCGUUGACCUGCUGCAGAUGCUGGAGAUGAACAUGACCAUCGCCUUCCCAGCAGCCCCCCUGCUCACGGUCAUCCUGGCCCUCGUCGGAAUGGAAGCCAUCAUGUCGGAGUUCUUCAACGACACCACCACGGCGUUCUACAUCAUCCUCAUCGUGUGGCUGGCCGAUCAGUACGACGCCAUCUGCUGCCACACCAACACGAGCAAGCGCCACUGGCUCCGGUUCUUCUAUCUGUACCACUUCGCCUUCUACGCCUACCAUUACCGCUUCAACGGCCAGUACAGCAGCCUGGCUCUGGUCACCUCCUGGCUCUUCAUACAGCACUCCAUGAUCUACUUCUUCCACCACUACGAGCUGCCGGCCAUCCUGCAGCAGAUCCGCAUCCAGGAGAUCUUCCUGCAGAACCAGCAGGCCGGCCAGGGCAACCAGACCACCCUGCAGGACAACCUGAACAACAACACGAGCAGCGCCGCCCCAGCCGCCAGACCCGCCGCCGCGGCCAGCGCCACCAACGGCCAGGCCCGCCCGCCCGCCGACGCCCAGCCCCAGCCCCCCGCCCCGCCCCAGCUGCACCCCAACGGCCUGGUGAGCCCGGGCGCGGGCGAUACGAGCGGCGACCUGAACUGGGUGGCCGAGACGGCGGCAAUGAUCACGGAGGCGCUGUCGGCCCCGCAGCUCAGGGCGGGGCUGCUGGACGCCGAGGGCCUCCGCCUGGGACGGGCCCCGGAGCCCAGCGUCAGCGCGCCGGCCGAGCUCCGGGUCGCAGGAGGAGGAGGAGGAGCCGGGGAAGGGGGAGGGCCGGGGACCGCCCCGGAGAGUGCCUGCCCCGCCCCCAGCCCCGCCCCGGCAGGCCUGGUUACCGUGGAGAUCACAGCGAGAGGCUGCGAGCAAGGGGCCGGCCAGUCACAGGGGGAGUUGCCGGAGGCGGAGUCCACGCCCUCCGUGAGCCCCGCCCCCCCACACACAGACUCCAGGGGACCUGACGAGGGGGGGUCGUGUGACACAGACACUAAGACAGAGGAGGACUCCCAAGCCAGCCCCCCCGCCCCCGACCCCCAGCCCAGUCCAUCCUGAGCUCCGCCCACACCCUUCCACGUGCAGAAUGAUCGUUCUUUUCCCCCUUUCUUCAACACCAUGUCUUUUAUGUGGACGAAAAGCAAGGGCCUUUUGUAGAUGUGGCUUAAUUAAUUUCUUUCAGAAGACUUGAGGGGGGGGGGGGGGGGUGAGAGGAAAUGGGAAAGAGCUGGGGCUCCCACCCCCAUUUUUCCCCUGGGGAACUGGGGCUCAAAUAAGCGUUGAUUUUUCUUUCCUGAGUGGGAUUUGCUGCAGCGUAGAUUCUUGCUCAGUUUUGUUGAUAACAGGCCACGCGUGGAGACUGUUAAUUCAGAGAGGCUACAGUGACAUUUAUUUACAGGUGAUUCAUAUUUUAAUUAAUGAUUGGAAAAAUCGGUAUGUUUCGACAUUCAGGUGGUGUAGCCAGAUUUGUCCGGUCGUGUCUGAGACGAAGAGAAUAUUUCUAAUGUGAUGCUAUAAAAUAAAGGUGCUGACUUGUGUGGCGUUGGAGAUAGCUGUGUCUCUGUGGGAGAAAGGCAGGUUGGUAGUCAGGAGGGAGUCGCGAUCGUGACUUGAGCCGGGGGGAGGGGGCACACGCUGGCCCCCCCCCUCGGACGGCCGUCCUCAGACCCCCUGCCCCGCCCAUUCCAUCUAGGUAAACUUGAUUAUUCUGACUUAUUCAAACUGCGGCAGCGUAUCCGUUAAUGUGUGUGCCCCUGUCUUUUUAAGUCAUGUGCAUUUCUCAGUAAUGAAUACGGGGGGGCGGUGGGGGGGACAGCGGUGGCAGAGCCGCGCUCCUCCGUCACGCUCUGCGGCGUUCGGGGGCACCUCCCCUCAGAGGCGCCUUUCAGAAGCGACGGCGGCUUUUCCGCUCCGGGGGCGCUCGUCCGUAAUCGGCCGCCUGUCACUUCCGAGCGGAGCGGGAUCCGGCUCCCGCUCGACCGGAGCCAGCGGCUCUCGCUCGGACGCGCUCGCUUUUUUUUUUUUUUUUUUUUUUUUUUUUCUUUUCUUUUCUUCCCCCGCUCGUUACGCUCGAGCUCGACUCGGUUCCAACCCCGAUGCGCUCUGUGACCGCGGCCGUUCGCGUUCCUGUGGUGUCCGGCGACAACUCGACGUGCUCCGGGGAGGGUAAAAGCCUGGACGCACGCGUAGAUUUAAUCACAGUAACGUAGUUCUGUAGAGAAUGAAUAUCCAAAAGCAAGAGCAGUUUCCGCUUGAAGGUUCGGCUUUUGCUUCUUGAGCCCUACGCUUCGCCACGUAGGGAACUUUAAAAAAAUGCUUUAGCUUUGGCUUGUAGCCCUCGCUACUUUGCUACUGUACUGUUAAAUAAAAAUGAUGAAAAAACGGUUCAAACAAUCCACAGCACAUUGUAAGUCAGUCGCAUCGCGUACAGUCGCCUUAUGUUUGUGGAACUGAAAUGCGUAAUCUCAUCUUCAUCUCACAGUAGCUCAAGACGAAGCCCUGCUCUGUCUCAAGUUCUAUAGCAUUCGGAGGAGGCAUUAAACGCCGUCCUUUGAGACGGUGUAAAUACAAGAACACGUUUUUUGUGCGCUAGAGUUGACAGAAUAAUAUGCAAACUUGUCAACCGAUACUGAAUUUUCUGGGCUUGGUAGAGCAUUUUAAACCAGUGUUUGGCUUCUAAUGGUGGAGGUGACAUGGAAUAGCAUUCCUCAACCUGGGGGGGGGCUAAUAGGGUAUGGAACAUGCACAUGGAUAUAUCAUAAGGCUAGAUAAGCCAUAGAGUAUAGUUUUUGUUUUUUUGAACAAUGUUUUAAAUUGAGUUUUUACUCUCUUGUCUUCUAAACCCCCUAGACUAUGCUAAUAAAGCUGCUUAUUUGAGACUAACAGCCCCCCCCCCCCCAUUCUCCCCUUUGCCACAUUUGGACAGACCAAACUAUUCUCGCCUCAACGACAGUAACUGACAAGUGCAGCCCGUGCACCUGCCUGCAGUUAAAGCGUCUCCUCAGGUUCGUGUCAGAAGUGACUUCCUGUGCUCCGAUUUCCUGGAAGGAAGUGGCGUUAACGAUUCUCUGUCAUCGGAAACCGGAGGUUUGCGAAGAGCGGGAAAGGAAAGGAGUGUCUUUGGAGGUGUGUGUGCCUCGCAGUGCUAAAAAACAUGCUGCAGGACUGCAGUGGGCAUUGACAAGGGCCUGCGUACGAACGCCUGCACGUCACGAACCGAUCGCAGUCCGCCGUCCACAAAGCUUUAUUCUCAGUAUGCCUUACGUGUCCGAUGAAUGAAGUUGCUCGUGCCACUCUUAUUGCAACACACGCGGGCUGAAGGCGGUGGGUUAAAUCGGUUCUGCUUUUUUGACUGAGAAAAAGUGCAGCGUUCGAGUAAUGGCUAUGCAACAGGCGGGACGAAGGAAACGGACCCCAUGGUUCAGCAAUGAUGCAGUUAGUACAAAUUGUGCAAUACAACAAUAUUCUGUUUGAUUUGCGUCUUUUAAGUUUUUGUUUUUUAGAAGAGAUAUAACUAAUACGAGUAAUGAACAACCCUAACGAUAAGGUUUGGAGAUAAGUUGUGUGUAUUUUUCUGUGCCUAUUCGCUGUUAUGUACGAGGAAUCCGGAUGAUUGUAGCCUUGCAGCAGUUGCUCUUCAUUGUAGACAUUCUUUUAGACAAAUGUAAGCAAAUCCUUAAAUCUCUGAUGGAUUAGAUUUCUUAUCUCAUUCAAAUGUAUUUAACUGUAACGUAAAAAAGAACUGCAGAAAAAAAGAGAAUUCCUUUGUACAUAUGG